Molecule: messenger RNA, 4279 nt
Organism: Chara braunii
Lineage: Eukaryota; Viridiplantae; Streptophyta; Charophyceae; Charales; Characeae
Source: the annotation of a GenBank genome assembly
UGCCUGAUCUAUUCUACGCCUGUACCCACCCUCUCCCUCUCACUGUUCUCCGACCAUUCGGACGAGCCAGCCUUCAGCAGCAGUUCACUGAUGCCAGCAGGGCAAGCCACCGAACAGCAGCCAUGACGCAGCAGGAGGAUCGCAGAUCGCCAACAGCAACAGCAACCUGCAGUUCGACAGCAGCCACAGACCAACACUCAGAUGGCGAACACGCCGAACAGCGGGACGUCAUCCGAGACGUCGACAUCUAGCAAUGUCGAACCAUUGCCGGUCUGUCCUGCUCAAGGGCCGAGUGAGCCCAUCGCGGACUAUAUUCAGGGAGUGCAGACCUAUACGGCUGCACUAACCCUUGCCAAGGAAUGGCAAGAUGCUGCUGAAGCAGACAAACAACGGCUAGCAGCAGAAGCUGCAGCCCGCGCCCAGCAACAAGCUGAGGCGGCGCAGUUGGCGACUGACCAGCUCAACGCCGACAGUGCCGAGCUUCUGAUCUCUCAACAAGAUCAGUGGACAGCGGUACUCAACGGGAUGCGUUAUGUCCCUGUAGCAGGCGCCGAGCCAACCACAGUACAACAGGAGAGACAAAACCUGGCAGACAUUCUACUCAAUACAAUGCGUGCCGUCAUCUGGAACAGCACCAUGGGGGAACUUCAUUCCAGAUCUACACAGCAGCUACAAAGCGAUCUCACCCAUAACGUGAAGAUGCUUGCAGCAGCCGUUAAGGUCGCAGACUCCCAGCUGAAACAGUUGGACGCCCGCAUUACUACUCUGGAGGCAAGGCCUUCCCAAGCGGCGCCAGGCCACACGACAAACACGGCGAAGCAGCUCAACGGGCGCAUCGACCAUGUCGUCAAUCUCAUCGGCGACCUAGGUGCUUUCACGGGUACGGACACGAUCAGCAGCACGGUGGCCGCCAUCAAGACGGACAUCACCAAGCUGCAGACAAGACCGGACGCCGCUACAAAGAACUACAAGAUGCCGCACUUCAACAUCAGCAAGUUCGACGACUACAACAAGACAGACGCCCUGACAUGGUGGCAAGGCUUCCUCACGGAAGCAUCCUGCCGCACUGUCCCGGCUGAAGACAUGUUGAAGGCGCUCUACCUACAACUGAUUGGAGGAGCACAGGCAUGGAUGAACCACCUUGCGGCCACCAAGCAAUGCACCAUCGCCGAACUCCACACGCACAUUACGUGGAAGGAGUUCGAGCAACUAUGGUUCACUCGAUUCAUGGUCCACAACGAUGUGAAGGUGGCCAUGAACGAGGUGUACACCAGCUCACAAGGAAGCAUGCCAACUCGAGACUGGACAAUCAAGUGGCAGAAGAUAGUGACCACGCCAGGCUUCGAUUUGAGCUUUCCAAACCAACGAUCCGAGUUUUUCUCGCGAUCGUGCGCAGGACUGCGGUCGACACUCGGCAACGAGUACAACUAUGCCUCAUUCGAGGCUAUUCUGGAUCGUGCGAACCUAGUCAUCCAGACGGACGAGAAGGCCGCUAACGAGAAACAGUCCCAGCCGCACUACGUGGCUAAGCAGGGCUAUCAACGACCGGCACAUAACAAUGUCGUGAUACCUGAUGAAUCAGUUGAUCUCCACGCUGCAGCAGCAUCCUCGGGUGAUGAAGGAGUUCUUGUAGCGCUCUCGCCGAAGCAUCCCAAGAGAGUUCGGAAGAACAAGGCGACAGACGCGACGACAUCAACAGGAACUGGGCAGCAACCAUGGACGGCAUACAAGAUAACCAAGGAAGUAUAUGACCUUCGUCAACGGUACGGAUAUUGCCUUUGGUGCAAUGGUGUCACUCACUUGACCGCACAAUGCCCUGAAAAGGGCGAGGCACGUCCGGUGUCUUUUGACAUCCUCGACACCAAGUUCGACAUGAUUCUAGGCAUGUCUUGGUUGCGUAGCGCUGAUCAUCCGGUGAACUUCCACGACCGGACCGUUCACAUCCGUGAUCGGAACGAAGUGUUAGUCCCAUGUACGGUCAUGACCCCUCACACUUCGAUUGCUUGUCACGUGGUUUCCGUUGCGAGAAUUCGCGAUGCCAUAGCUCGGAAUGACGUCAAGGAGAUGGGCCUUGUAUUCUUGCAUGCUCUCCCCUCGCCGGACGGACCAGCUGCGUCACCGCCAGACCCACGCAUUUCUCACCUCGUGGACGAGUAUAGAGACGUCUUCGAGGCUCCCACCGGAACGGUUCCGGAUCGGCCCAUACGUCACGGGAUCACUCUCGAGACUGGCGCCGUCCCUCCGCGUGGAUGCAUUUACCGCAUGAGCGAAGAGGAACUCGAGGUGCUUUGCGCACAACUCGACGACCUCCUUGAUAAGGGUUGGAUUCGCCCUAGUUGUUCGCCUUACAGUGCCCCUGUUCUCUUCGUCCGGACGAAGAACAAAGAUCUACGGUUAUGCAUCGACUAUCGCAAAAUUAACGCACAAACCGUAAAGAACGCCGGCCCUCUCCCUCGGAUUGAUGAUCUCCUAGAGCGGUUAGGCGGCGCCACGUACUUCUCAAAGUUGGACUUGAAGUCAGGUUACCACCAGAUUGAAAUCCAGCCUCAAGAUCGGUACAAAACCGCGUUCAAGACACGGUGCGGGCACUUUGAGUGGGUUGUCAUGCCAUUUGGCCUCACCAAUGCCCCCGCGACUUUCCAAGCAGCGAUGACGACUAAGUUUCGCAACUUGCUCGAUCGCAGCGUCCUCAUCUACCUUGAUGACAUCUUGGUUUAUAGUAGGACGUUGGACGAGCACAUCGUACACCUUCACGUUGUUUUGGAUCGUUUGCGACUGGCCAAGUACAAAGCGAAUCUCGACAAGUGCGAGUUCGCCAAGCAGGAGCUUGAGUACUUGGGUCACUAUAUUACGCCGAAAGGCAUUCGUCCCUUAGCGGACAAGAUCCAAGCCAUCGUGGAUUGGCCGAAACCCCGUUGCACGACGGAUGUACGCUCUUUCAUGGGUUUGGCUGGAUAUUAUCAGCGAUUCGUCGAGUCAUACUUGAAAGUGGUGACGGAUGUACGCUCUUUCAUGGGUUUGGCUGGAUAUUAUCAGCGAUUCGUCGAGUCAUACUCGAAAGUGGUCGCUCCUUUGUCGAGACUUCAGUCCCCGAAGGUGCCCUUCGAGUUCGACGACGCAGCCCGUGGCGCGUUCACCACGUUGAAGGCAGCGAUGCAAGCCUCACCUGCCCUCCGUAUAUACGACCCCACCCUUCCCACCCAAGUGACUACGGACGCUUCAGGAUACGGUAUUGGUGCGGUGUUGGAACAGUGUCACGACGACGGUUGGCAUCCGUUCGAGUAUUUAUCCCAAAAGGUGCCUCUCGUCAACACUCUAGACGACGCUAGGAAGAAAGAGCUACUCGCAUUCGUCACCGUUCUCAAAUGGUGGCGCCACUUUCUUCUCGGCCGUCGGCGUUUUAAAUGGAAUACGGACAACAAUCCGUUGACCUUUUAUAAAACACAGGAUACAGUCACUAGCGUGAUCGGUCGAUGGAUGUAUUACAUCGACCAGUUCGACUUUGACCCGUGCCACAUUCUCGGUCCCGCCAAUCGAGCUGCGGACGCCCUCUCACGACGGCCCGAUUUUUGUGCCAUUGUGACCACGACAUUCGACCUCGAUGACGAUCUGCAGCCGCAUUUCGUCAAAGGCUACAAGUCCGAUCCGACUUACUCUACGCUUUACGCGGAGCUUUCAUCGGAUCACCCGCCGGCUAGCCAUUAUCGGAUUUCCGACGGGUUCCUUCUCCUUCACACGAGAGGAAAGGACUUGCUAGUUGUGCCCCAAGAUCGCAUCUUACGGACUCGUCUUCUCGGCCAAUUCCACGACGCACGACUUUCGACACACCUUGGCGUAAACCGCACAUUACCAAGCCUCCGCCAGCGUUUUCACUGGCCCGACGUCCUUCAUGACGUCACGAGGUACAUUGAGUCAUGUGCAGUUUGCCACCGUAACAAGGGUCGAUCCCGAGUCCCCUUCGGCGAACUGAAACCGUUGCCGAUUCCUCAGGCAUCGCGCCUUUCCAUUGCUAUGGACGUGGCAGGCCCGUUCCCCCGCGAUCGCCUCGGCCAUGACGGUAUUCUCACGGUCGUUGACCUUUUGAGCAAGUAUGAUCGCUUCCUUCCGUGCAAGUAUCAUGCUGCAUCACCUGAGCUCGCAUGACUCUUGCACACCGGUUGGAUUACCAACCAGGGUGUUCCGGAAGACAUAGUGAGCGACCGAGAUACUCGCUUCAUGUCAUCCUUUUGGACUUCCCUUAUGGCUGAGUCCGGUAUGACAAUGAAGCCGAGCUCGGCUC